UUGGCGCUCAAUGCUCAAAAGGAGGGCUCGAGGUUGAGGCGUGAAGAGAAGGGGAAUGGCGGCAAGUGGCUGGUUGAGGAAGCAGCUCGUGCUACUUGUUGCGAUCACUGUGACGUGUCGCAGUGUACGAGCAGAAGAAGCGGCUCAUGACAUCCCCCCAUCGUUCACGAAGCAGGUCGAAGUGGAGGAUGCUGCGAUAAGGGCUUCAUGUGGACGUAUCGAACCGGGAAAGCAGGGAUGUGUCGAGAGAGUGAAGAAUCGGAUUCUCGAGUUUAGAAGAAAGAACGAACAUCUCUACAGAAACUUGACGAGCGGGGAGGCGGUAAAUAUGAUUCGGAGCGGAGCGGUCUUGUUGAAUGGUGAGACGUGUAGCGGAAAAAGGAAAGUGCUUGUUGUUCGGAAUCGACUUUUCGACUGGAACAGAAGCAUAUCCGAGCUGUUCCAAUGGCAGAUUUACAUACAUGAGGCAAUCUUCCACUCUAGUGAAAUCCAGGAGAGAGGUUUGGUGGUUGUACAGGAUGUCAGUGAGUUCGGACUUGUACACAUGUGGCAAAUCUUUCGAUCUGGAGGGCUUGGGUUGCUUCAUUACUUUCCUCAACACAUCGUGGGGAUUGUGAUUAUCGGAGAACCUUGGUUCUUUGACUCGUUCUGGAGGAUUGCAAAAUACUUGCUACCAGAGAAGGAAAGGAACAUGAUCAAGAUGCUAGGCGAUGGAUGGAGCGGCUUGGCUGCAAACGUUCAAGAGCAUUCAGAUGAAACAUGCUCCGGUGACCUUGAGAAGAAGCUCGAAAAAGCUGCAUCCAAUGAUGAGCUUGACGGAGUCUCUAUGGGCCGGAUGAGUCUGCACAUACCC
Guillardia theta CCMP2712 is the source of this 853-nucleotide messenger RNA. RefSeq lists its product as hypothetical. Gene Ontology annotation, cellular component: membrane. The record is from RefSeq and is a predicted model, not a curated record. The annotation marks the transcript as partial. The transcript is spliced from 7 exons. Lineage: Eukaryota; Cryptophyceae; Pyrenomonadales; Geminigeraceae. Gene Ontology annotation, molecular function: phosphatidylinositol bisphosphate binding.